Triplophysa rosa is the source of this 2629-nucleotide messenger RNA. It is a transcript of the gene f2rl2, whose product is annotated as coagulation factor II (thrombin) receptor-like 2. Gene Ontology annotation, molecular function: thrombin-activated receptor activity. NCBI's taxonomy places the organism in Eukaryota, Metazoa, Chordata, Actinopteri, Cypriniformes, Nemacheilidae. Gene Ontology annotation, cellular component: membrane. The record is from RefSeq and is a predicted model, not a curated record. The transcript is spliced from 2 exons. The coding region runs from base 847 to 1962 and encodes 371 amino acids. Gene Ontology annotation, biological process: thrombin-activated receptor signaling pathway; positive regulation of Rho protein signal transduction; blood coagulation.
CAUACUUUAUUAAAACAUUCAGAAAUAAACACUACAUAAAACCAAACACAUGUCACAUUGCAAUGUGUUUAGGAGAUAUUAAAAUAAAGAAAAAAACAAAGGAAAAGGAGAAGAAAAAACUUUAGCUUUCCUGUGACUCAGUGGUUAGAGCAUGACACUAGCAAUGCCAAGGUCAUGGGUUCGAUCCCAUGAGAUUGCACAUAGUCAGAAACAAAAGUAUAAUACAAUGCAAUGUAAGUCGCUUUGGAUAAAAGCAUGAAUGUAAAUGUAAAUGAACAAUUAUUGAGUAUGAAAAAGAGAGAAUUUAACAUUUAAAGAAUUUAUACAAAUAAAUCCUGUGUAAGAAAAAAGACUUAGCACUUGAAGACUCAAGAAUAUUUCAAAUAAGAUAAUACCUCAAAUAAAUAACACUUCUCAGAAUAGGAUUCAUUCUUGUAUAAUCGUGUGUAGUCUGUCCACUCAUUUGUCAAUUACACCAGUCGGGUUGGAAAUGGGACAAGAAACAAAAAUAUAACCUAAGCAAAAAUCUGUUAGUUAACAUGUUUGUACUUGAACUGGAACCAAUCAGCGGAAGUCUUGCAUCAUGGCGUGUUUCCUGACAUUCCUGACACAUGAGCACUGAACAAAUCUCAAUCCUUACUCCCAAAGCAACUGAAAGGUAACCAGCAUACAAACACAUUACGCCUUUCAGGAGCUACUUUUUUGGAAUGUUAACUUGCACGUUUUCUUGGCUGAAGAAUGUGAUUGUACAGAACGAUGAGCAGUCUUCAGAUGAGACACUUGUAGGUCAAAUCUUAUUUGCCAAAAAGUUGCUGUGUAAAAAUUUUCUGGAAAAAUCUUUCAAGCAUGUGGAGAGUAGGUGUGAUGCUAUUGUUGGCAUUAUUGCUUAAGGAUUCAUUCCAAGAUUCAGGUUACAGAUACAAUGCUACAAAAAAUGCAACAUUUCAUCCAAAAACAUUUUCUGGAAGAAUGGUAAUGAUGAAUGAUACAGAGUUUCUAAAUUUAUCCAUCCACCAGCCUGUUUUAAAUGUCAGUAAUAAAGUUUUCAACCACACUGCUGGAUUUCUGAGCACUAGAAUUAUCCCAACUUGCUAUGUUUUGGCAAUCCUUAUUGGAAUCCCCUCCAAUAUCUUUGUGCUGGCUUGCCUCAGUGGAAAAAGCAAACUUUCCGGUGGUAUCCUGUACAUCAGCCUGGCAGGUUCUGACCUUCUCCUACUAGUUUCCCUCACACUUCGGGUGCAUUAUCACUUUAACAACAACAGCUGGGCCUUUGGAGAGCUUGCCUGCAAGAUAGUGACUGCCUGCUUUUAUGGGAACAUCUACUGCUCCAUACAUGCCCAUAUGUGCAUUAGUUUAAUGCGCUACCUUGCAGUGGUUCAUCCAUUCCUGUACAGGGGACUUUCCAAAAGAUACUGCGCAAUCUGGGCCAGCUUAAGCGUUUGGGUGGUUUUUGCUAUUGCACUGACACCGGAGUUUCUGGUUCAACAGACCUACCGCAUUUCAGGGCAGAACAUCAUAACGUGCCACGACGUCCAGUCAUAUGAUGAAAAAUCUUACUUGAUUCCAUACAGACUGAGUCUCAUCUGCCUGGGAUUCAUCUUACCGUCACUAGUUAUCAUCUUUGUUUACGGAUCUAUCCUUCAUCAUCUCAAUCGUUCCAGACGUGACUGGAAUCACUACAUCAAGGCCAGCACGCUGAUGUUUGGGAUAUUUUUACUGUGUUUUACACCAAGUAGCAUAAUUCACUUUUUACACUAUGUGAGACUGUACACACAGGAUCAGGAUGACUUGUAUCAUUACUUCAGAGUAGCAGUAUGUCUUUGUUCUCUCCAUGGCUGUCUAGACCCCUUCCUCUCUUAUGUGUUAACAAAGACAUUAACUUCCCAACCCAAGUUUAGAUCUUUUAGAUGUGGACCUCUGAAGGCUUCAUCCAUUGUGCAAGGCCUGGUGGAUUUUAAAUAGCAGGAUGUUUAUGCUGCGAACCCUGCGAGGAGGACUUCCUAUUCUAAAACCAUCGAACGGUGGAUUGAGGAUGUUGUGGAUGUAAAUACUUCUCUAUGUGAGAGUCUAUUCAUAUUGUACAUAAGUGAAAGAAUUUGAAAAAACAUGUACACUUAAGAUCAAAUCAAAAUAAAACUACUGGGAGCAUGAGAAGUAUGUCUGCUGUCAGUUAUUUACACUUUUAAGAGUGUUUAAUUGUAUAACUCUGUGUAUAAUAAGGGAUCUGAAAAAGUCAAAGGCUUGGCUUACUGGAUAAAGAUCCAAAGGCAGAAAACCUACACGUGUCCUUAUACACUAUAUGAACAAAAGUAUUGGGAAGCCCCCUUCUAAAGUUUUUUUGAUUUGAUUUUAAUUUGACUGGUGUGUUUAAAGUUCUGACCAGGAUUUGAGCCAAACACUCAUCACCCAAACCCGUCAAUGACUUGUACACAGGGGUACAGUCAGAAAAAUGCCCUUCUAAACUGUUGCACAAAGAUGGAAACCAAAUUCUUUAAUAAGGUAUUGACAGGUGUAGCAUUAUUUUGUUUUGAUUGGAAUUACUGGAAUAGCUAAACAAGUUUUUAGGAGGGGGCCCAAUAGUUUUGUCCAUAUAGUGUAGAUGUUUCAAUGGUGUGGCACAUUAUUAUUA